AACUCCCACUGUACUAUCUACCAUACCAUUUGUUGGAUCCUUGCUGCUUUGUUUUGCUCACUCAUUCAUUCAUUUGUCCUUUCUUCAUUUAUUCAUAAACAUUUAGUCUCACCUACUGAAUGGAUGGGGCUCAUGCUAGACAGCAAGGCUCUUUGAGGUGGGGCUAUGCCUCACCGCUCUCCUGUCUACACUCUGUGUAGCAAGGGAGGUGAUGCUCAUUUCCAUCCCUCCUCAGCGAGAUGAUAGUCAGUGGUGAGGCUGAGGCCCCUUUCAGCUGCUAUUUCUGUGGACGGGCUGAACUCUGCUGCUCACCAGGCUCUUGGGGUUAGGGGUGAGCAAGGGAAUGGAAGGAGGAGGUUGGUCCAGUGUGGGCAUGAGUUCUUCUCAGGAACACAGCCAUCCAUCCCUCAAGUUCUCAAGGACAUGGACACAGUCCUUCCUCCAGCACCCACCGCCGGGGUGUAGAAGAAUGCAGACUGUCCUGGAAAUCUGGACUUCUGUGUUCUCAUUGCAGCUUUGUUGCUUGACUUUCUGUAAGCUGCCUUCCCUCCCUGGGCCUCAGUUUCCCUCCCUGCUGAACCAGAUGAUCUCUAAGGCCCCCCUCCAGCUCUAACCUGCAAGCCUGUCUCUUCACCCCAACUCCUUCCCCAGUUCAGAGAACCCGGGCAUCCAGCUGCCCCACCCCAGCUCUGGGUAAACAGGAAGCUGGGUGAGGGGAGCAGGGGUGUGCGGAAAGUCCCAGCCAGGUGUGUGGGUCUAUGGGGAGGGGGUGGCCCCACCCCUGAGGUAUGAAAGCCCCCCUGCCCUGGCCCUGGCUCAGUCUCCAUGGGGGCACUGGGGCUAGAGGGCCGGGGUAGGAGGCCCCAGGGGAAGGGCUGCCUCCUGCUGGCUGUGGCAGGAGCCACCUCCCUGGUGACCCUGCUGCUGGCUGUGCCUAUCACUGUCCUGGCUGUGCUGGCCUUGGUGCCCCAAGAGCAGGGAGGACAGGUAACAGGGACGGCUGACCCGGGGGCACAGGCCCAGGCCCAGCAGCGAUUGGGUAAGAGCAGACCAUCACCCCCUCCCCUGCUCCAGCCCUUCAGGGAUGCCCAGCUCCCAUUCAUCUGCAUCCCCAGAAGAGCUUUUCCUCCCGGAAUCCAGGUGCCCCAUCCUUGGGCCCUGGCGCUCGGUCCUCUCAGGGGGACCAUGCAUGGAUGGCCACCCUGGCCCCCAAUCGUGGACUCUUCGCCCCUUCCAGGGACACAGGUGCUGCCAGAGGAAGAGGCAGGAACAGAUUUCAGCUCCAGGCUCCCAGCUGCCCACCUCAUAGGUGCUUGGACGAAGGGGCAGGGGCUAGGCUGGGAGGCCAAGAAAGAAGAGGCGUUUUUGAGGAGCGGGACGCAGUUCUCCGGCGCCGAGGGACUGGCGCUCCCACAGGACGGCCUCUAUUACCUCUACUGUCACGUCGGCUACCGGGGUCGGGCGCCCCCUGCCGGCGGGGGCCCCCUCGACCACUCGGUCACGCUGCGCAGCCGGCUGUACCGGACCGGGGGCGCGUAUGGACCGGGGACUCCCGAGCUGCUGCUGGAGGGCGCAGAGACCGUGACCCCGGUCUUGGACCCGUCCCGGACGCACGAGUACGGGCCUCUCUGGUACACGAGUGUGGGCUUCGGGGGCCUGGUACAGCUCCGGAGGGGCGAGAGGGUGUACGUCAAUAUCAGUCACCCCGAUAUGGUGGACUACAGGAGAGGGAAGACCUUCUUUGGGGCUGUGAUGGUGGGGUGAGGGCCGCCUGCGGCCCCGGGGAAAGCGACUGCAUGGCUGGAAUGUGUGACCCAGCCCAGAUAUUGGGGACCCGGCCUCCAGGGACCCCGUGGCAGUGGGAAAAAUGUAGGAGACUGUUUGAAAACUGAUUUCGAGCCUGAAGAAAAUAAAGAAUGUAAACCUUUAGUGUUGCCAAAUACAGAUGCUGAGAUGCUAGUAUGUCUUAAUUCAGGGUUGGUAAGAAGUGUUGGUAAAAUAUUCUUUUUCUGGUUGCUUGAAACAAUCAAAUCAAUUCCUGUGGCCUCUACUCUCUGAGAAGGCCAUCUGUGGCGUUCCCACCCACCUCCUUCCUCCGAAUGCACUUGUCCCAACCUUAGCCCAUUUGGAAGGUGGAAGAAGGGGAUCUCAAACUGCAAAGCAUCUCCAACCAUCCUUAUUCUCAGAGCCACAUAGUCCUCAGCAGACUCCACACUGCAUUUUCUCUUGGGUCCCUUCUAUCAGUGACAGGGGUCAUUACAGGGGAAGGCAAGCAUUGCUCUGGAAGACCGAGCACAGAGUGAGGAAUGAUCCCUGAGGGCCUAGCACUUCUCCCCUGCUGCCUGCCUGGUUGCCUGAAGGCCCCUUUAGCCACUACCUUCAAGGAAAAACACAGCUCUGGGGGGUGAAGGGAGGAGACUGAAAGAGAGAGCUGGGGCGGGGAGGGUACCUGAGGACACCAGGGAGAACUCGAGGAGGAAACUCUGUUGGCCACCUGGCCCUGUCCAGGGUGAGAUGGAAAGUCCUCACCCCUUGUUCGUACUUCAGCUGUGCUUUCCAUGCACGGGCAAGUAUUGGGGCCCCGGGGUGAAUAACAACAGCCCCAUCACCCCAUGACACACUUUCAGCUCCAGGCUGGAGGAGGCAGAGAGGGACCCAAGGCCCUAACUAGGUCACCCCAGUGGGUUAUCCCACUGCGGCAGACCACACGGUUUCCCCCUGCCUGGCAGCCCUGGCAGGAAGGAAGGGCCAACUUCUGAACCCAGUGGGGACUCCCACUCCCUGGGUCUUCAUUUCUGACUCCAUAUUUGUCUUUGACUCUGUGUCCAGAAGAGUCUUCCUGGGGACAGAGAGUGCUUUUUUUCUCUUUUCAGCUCACUCACCUCAUGUCCCUCCCCUCAUCAUUCACCAAGAAAAUCUGUGAGAGUUUGCACCUACAGCCUCAGAAGUCUUACCUACUACAUGGGCUACUGGCUUGUCACUCGGAGUUCGAGAAGAUGAUCCUGAGGAGGAAAGAGGAAAG
Messenger RNA from Panthera uncia (snow leopard), 3022 nucleotides. RefSeq names its product lymphotoxin beta (gene LTB). Lineage: Eukaryota; Metazoa; Chordata; Mammalia; Carnivora; Felidae. Gene Ontology annotation, cellular component: membrane. The record is from RefSeq and is a predicted model, not a curated record. The transcript is spliced from 4 exons. Gene Ontology annotation, biological process: immune response. Gene Ontology annotation, molecular function: tumor necrosis factor receptor binding; CD40 receptor binding. The coding region runs from base 826 to 1764 and encodes 312 amino acids.